CACGGCACCCCGCGGCUGGAGUUCCACCAGUCGGUUUUCGAUGAGCUGAGGGAGAAGCUGCUGGAGAGGGUCUCUGCCAUCGCCUUGGAAGGGAAAGUCGAGGAGAGAUACAAGAAGCUGGAAGAUCUCCUAGAGAAGAGCUUUUCCUUGGUCAAGAUGCCUUCCAUCCAGCCGGUGGUAAUGUGUGUCAUGAAGCACUUGCCCAAGGUCCCUGAAAAGAAGCUGAAGUUAGUGAUGGCUGAUAAGGACUUGUAUAAAGCAUGUGCAGUGGAGGUGAAGCGCCAGAUUUGGCAAGACAACCAGGCUCUGUUUGGUGACGAGGUAUCUCCACUGUUGAAGCAAUACAUCCUGGAGAAGGAGAACGUUCUCUUCAGCAGUGACAUUUCUGUCUUGCACAAUUUCUUCAGUCCAUCUCCCAAAACAAGGCGUCAAGGAGAGGUGGUUCAGAAGCUGACCCAGAUGAUUGGGAAGAACGUGAAGCUCUAUGACAUGGUGUUGCAGUUUCUGAGAACCCUGUUCCUCCGCACAAGGAAUAUUCAUUACUGCACACUACGGGCAGAGCUCCUCAUGUCACUGCAUGACCUGGAAAUCAGUGAAAUCUGCACUGUUGACCCCUGUCAUAAGUUCACCUGGUGCCUUGAUGCUUGCAUUCGGGAGAAGUUUGUGGACAACAAGAGAGCUCGGGAAUUGCAGGGGUUUCUGGAUGGGGUGAAGAAAGGACAAGAACAAGUGUUGGGGGACUUAUCAAUGAUCCUGUGUGAUCCCUUUGCCAUUAACACCUUAGCCUUGAGUACCAUAAGGCACCUGCAAGACCUAGUUGGGCAGGACACCUUACCCAGGGAAAGCCCAGAUAUGCUGCUGCUCCUCAGGAUGCUGUCUUUGGGACAGGGGGCCUGGGACAUGAUUGACAGUCAAGUCUUCAAGGAACCAAAAAUG
This is a messenger RNA of Nestor notabilis (Kea), 936 nucleotides long. It is a transcript of the gene NELFB, whose product is annotated as negative elongation factor complex member B. The annotation marks the transcript as partial. Gene Ontology annotation, biological process: negative regulation of transcription elongation by RNA polymerase II. Lineage: Eukaryota; Metazoa; Chordata; Aves; Psittaciformes; Psittacidae. The transcript has 7 exons. Gene Ontology annotation, cellular component: NELF complex; nucleus. The record is from RefSeq and is a predicted model, not a curated record.